Molecule: messenger RNA, 2335 nt
Organism: Manacus vitellinus (golden-collared manakin)
Lineage: Eukaryota; Metazoa; Chordata; Aves; Passeriformes; Pipridae
Exons: 4
Coding region: 308-2335 (675 amino acids)
Biological process (GO): G protein-coupled receptor signaling pathway
Cellular component (GO): membrane
Molecular function (GO): G protein-coupled receptor activity
Source: RefSeq, a predicted model, not a curated record
GUUCCCCCUUUGCAAGAGCCCUCGAGAACAUGAGUCAACACUGAGAAAAGGGGGAUGUGAAAGGACCAGGGACAGACCCCAUGCCAGACGCUGCUCAGACUCACCAGGAAGGCUUCGCUCCCAUUUUCCAAGUGAUAAUUCCAGCAAAACUCGUGGAGAUCCCAUUCCAGGGACAGCAGCUGGCGCGUGUGAGAUGAUGUGAGACCGCAGCGCGUCUGCUCCAGUGGAAUUCUUCGGGCUGCGAGAGGAAAGAAGGUCAGACUCUUCUGGCUGUGUGAGGGGAAGGAGAAGCAGCAGAGGUGUCACAAUGGAUACAUCCUCUGCCACGGAAAGAGCCAGCCCCGAUUGCUGGAGCCAAUCCAGUGGGAUGGCAUCUAACAGGAACUGGAGUGAGGACAACCCCUACAACUGGACCGACUGUGAAAGCAACCACUUGAGCAAAGUCCCUGUCACACUCCUCAUCUGCCUCUGUGGGAUGGUUGGGAAUGGGGCUGUUCUCUGGCUCCUUGGUUUCCACAUCCACAGGAACCCCGUCACCAUCUUCAUCCUCAACCUGGCCAUCGCUGACUUCACCUUCCUCCUCUCCAUCACCAUCACUCUGGGGAUAUAUUACGUCCCAGAGAGCCUCUGUCAUGAGCUGGGCUCACAGGGAGUGACAACUGUGCUGAACAUCAUCAUCUUGUUUGCCUUCACUGCCAGUGUCUACCUGCUGACAGCCUUCAGUGCUGUGACAGCUCUGUCUGUCCUCCCCAUGUCCCACUGUCCCUGCCACCACUCUCAGCACUUCCCAGUGCUCCUGUGUGCCCUGCUCUGGGUCCUCUCCUUCCUGCUCACCAUGACCCUCUACUCCCACCCUUCAGCACUCAUCGCCUUUGUCCUGAGCUACCUCUUAUCGGUGCUCACCCUGAUCUGCUCUGGUCUAACCCUGCUUGUUUUCCUAUGCUGCUCAUGGAAACAUCCUCCAAGGAAGCUCUGUGCUGUGGUCCUUCUGGCUGUCAUCUUCUUCCCCUUCUCCACUGCUGAUUUUGGGUACUGGCUCUUGCUCAGGGUGUUUGAUUUUUCUGUCUUUGUCCUCAGCGCCUCCCUCCCGCUCGCCUGUGCCAACAGCAGCGUCCACCCUCUUAUUUACUUCUUGGCUGGGAGCUGUGCAAAGAAGUUCACACUCUCUGUUAGUGCUGCCUUCCAGAGGACUUUUGAAGAUGUGUCAGAGCCUCAAAAUAGAGACAACACAGUGGAAUCAUCAUGCCUGGAGGUCCCAUGUGCCAGGGCUCCUGUGACAGCCCUGUUCCCAGGAGCACCAGGAGGAGGUGGUGGGAAAGGGAGAAGGCGGCCACCUGGAGCAGGGUCAUUCGCCAUGGAGGAGACUGACACAAGAAACCUCACUCUGAACAUGACUUAUGGAUCUCUGGACAUUGAGGAAUUUAUCAACGAUACUUGCUCGAUCAUUUCGUACAAACUGAUUGUCUUUGGGGGUGUCUGCCUGGGGAUUUCCCUCUGUGGGCUGGUGGGGAAUGGGAUGGUCAUGUGGUUCCUGGGUUUCCACAUGAAGCAGAGCCCUUUCACUGUCUACAUCCUAAACCUGGCUGUUGCUGACUUCUCCCUCAUCCUCCUGUAUUUCCUGAUUCUAUUAGCCUUUUUGACCUUAAAAGUAUUUUGUACUUCUUUGCUUCAUUUUGCUCCUCUCUAUGCAGAUUUUGUAUUUGUGGUUGGAUUUCUGUGCCACGUGUUUGACCUGAGCAGCCUGGGGCUGCUGACAGCCCUCAGUGUGGAGCGCUGUGUGUCCGUCCUCUUCCCCAUCUGGUACCGCUGCCACCGCCCCAGGCACCUGUCGGGCAUCGUGAGCGGGACACUCUGGGCCCUCGCCGGGGUUUUUGUCUCCUUGCUCUACUUCACGUCAACCAAAGACUCUGAGGAAGUUCUAUCAGAUGUAGCCCUGGUGUUUUCCAUGAUUUUGUCAGUCUUGAUGUUGGUUUCCAACCUGUUCCUGUUCACCAAGCUCCACUGUGGCUCCCAGAGACAACACCCAGGGAGGCUCUAUGUUGCCGUCCUGAUCGAAGUCAUUGUCUUCUUCGCUCUUGGCAUUCCUUUCUGCCUAGAGAUUUUCCUCAAUAUUCUCAAUUCUGAUGAAAUAUUCCCUGACAACACCUCUUUGCUGCUGGCAUUGCUGGACUGCUGCCUGAACCCUGUGAUUUAUGUCCUGGUGGGGAGCUGCCGACAGUGCCGCUUCCAUUGCUCUGUCAAAGUUGCGCUCCGACGUGCCUUUGAAGAGAAAGCAGGGAAUGAGGAGAGGAGCCACGUGUGUUGGGACACUGUGGUGGAGGUGACCUCUCUGUAA